AUGAGUGAGGUAGACGAACUGGCAGUCAAGUUCGAGAAGACGCUUGGGUUUAAGGAGACCAAGGUCAAGGAGAUUCUGAAGAACACGAAGGUGUCAGGGUCGUUGGACGAGAUCCUGGCCGAGGCUGGGGUGGAUGAGGCACAUCCUGUAGAGGACGCAUCGGUGGCUACUUUGCUUCAUUCAUUGGCUCAAUUGUCGAAAGAUGCUGACGAGCAAUUGAAAAAGGGAAGAAAGAGUUUGUCUGACUUGAUUGCUAAUAGUGGAGGACAGAUCAAGACCAAUGUUCAAUUGAACGGUGGUUGGGAUUACAUUGUCCGAGUAGUCAAAGAUGGCAAAUCUGUUGAUAGAGAAGAAUUGGAAAAGGAGUCCGGUGUUGGUAUUGUGGUUACUGAUGACCAGAUCAAGGAAUCGGUGGCAAAGUAUAUUAAAGAACACGAGGCAGAGCUCGUGGAGAAGAGAUAUAAACUGGCACCUACUGUGAUUGUGGGUGUUAAGCAACUGCCAGAACUCAAAUGGGCCAAUCCAGCUGCUUUCAAACCUAUUAUUGAUGAGCAGAUUCUGGCUUUAUUGGGUCCCAAAGAUGAACGUGAUGUGGUUAAGAAGGAGAAAAAGAAGAAGGCUGAUACAAAACCUGGUGCUGCUGGUACUGGAUCAGAUGCCAAAUCUGAUUCCGGUGCUGGAGCUGGAGCUGGUGCUGGAUCAGCUCGAUCCAUGUUUACGGAAGGAUUUUUGGGCAGUUUACACAAACCAGGUGAGAAUGCUCAAAUAUAUCCCGAGCGGAUGAAAGAGCAUCUCAAGUUCACGGGCGGUCAUGUCAUGACCCGAUUCCCCCCUGAACCCAAUGGAUACCUGCACAUUGGACAUUCCAAAGCCAUUGCUAUUAAUUUUGGAUUUGCUCAAUAUUACAAUGGCAAAUGUUAUCUUCGUUUUGACGAUACAAACCCCGAGGCUGAGGAGGAGCAGUACUUUACAUCUAUUAAGGAGAUUGUCGAAUGGCUCGGUUUCAAGCCAUGGGCUAUUACCUACUCUUCUGAUUAUUUUGAUCAAUUGUAUGAACUGGCGGAGCAGCUCAUUUUGAAAGAUUUGGCCUAUGUUUGUUUCUGUACAGCUGAAGAAAUGAAGGCUCAUCGAGGUAUUUCUGAAGACGGUACUAGAGGCGGUAAACGUACUCCUUGUAAACACCGAUCACAAUCGACUGAGGAGAACUUGAAGCUGUUUAGAGAAAUGAGAGAUGGUAAAUAUGCCAAGGGAGAAGCUACGUUGCGAAUGAAACAGGAUCUCGAGAACCCCAAUCCCCAAAUGUGGGAUCUGGUGGCAUACCGGGUGUUGAACGCAACUCACCACCGAACAGGCGAUAAGUGGAAGAUCUAUCCUACCUAUGAUUUCACCCACUGUCUGGUGGAUUCUAUAGAAAACAUCUCGCACUCGCUGUGUACAUUGGAAUUCUAUCUUUCCAGAGAGUCGUACGAUUGGUUGUGUAAUGCCCUUUGCGUGUACAGACCGCAGCAACGCGAGUCGGGCAGACUCAAUGUUACCGGUACUAUUAUGAGCAAGAGAAAGAUUCUCAAGUUGGUUAAUGACAAGAUUGUUCGUGGCUGGGACGACCCUCGAUUGUUCACCCUUGUGGCCAUUCGUCGUCGCGGAGUUCCUCCUGGUGCUGUUUUGUCGUUUAUUGCCGAGCUCGGUGUUACCACCACCAACAGUACUAUUCAAGCGUCGAGAUUCGAGAAUUCCGUGAGAAAGUACCUUGAAGACAGUACACCACGAUUGAUGAUGAUUCCUGACCCAGUUCCUGUGAUUCUCGACAACCUUCCUGAGGACCAUUUGGAGUUUGUGUCGGUGCCAUUCAAGCCUGGUAACCCCGACUUUGGCGAGCACACGGUGCCAUUUACACGAACUGUGUAUGUCGACCGUAGCGAUUUCCGUGAAGAGGCAUCGAAAGACUAUUUCCGAUUAGCACCUGGUCAGUCUGUUGGACUUUUGAAGGUGCCUCAUAAUAUCCGAGUGACAUCGUUCAAGAAAGACGAUAACGGACUGGUGACUGAGAUCCAUGCCCAUUAUGAAAACGACAUUCCAUUUAAAAAGCCCAAGACUUUCAUCCAAUGGGUAGCCCACGCCCCUGCACACAACUCGCCAGUACGUAUUGCAGAAACCAGACUGUUUAACCAACUGUUCAAGUCCGAGAACCCUGAUUCUAACCCCGACGGGUACCUAGCCGACAUCAACCCCGACUCGGAAAUCAUUCUCCGCAACUCCAUCAUCGAGACCGGUUUCUUCGAAGUCAAAGAACGGUCUCCCUGGACCAUCACCAAACCCGGCGAAGAAAAAGAUAUCCUCGCUGGCCACGACAAGAAGGGCGCUCCCGAAGCCGUCCGUUUCCAAGCACUCCGCGUCGGGUACUUCUGUCUCGACAAAGACUCCACCCCCGACAGCAUCGUCCUCAACCGCAUCGUCACCCUCAAAGAGGACACCGCCAAGAACAACUAA
This is a messenger RNA of Sugiyamaella lignohabitans, 2487 nucleotides long. It is a transcript of the gene GLN4, whose product is annotated as glutamine--tRNA ligase. Gene Ontology annotation, cellular component: cytoplasm; cytosol. The transcript has a single exon. Gene Ontology annotation, biological process: glutaminyl-tRNA aminoacylation; translation. The record is from RefSeq and is a predicted model, not a curated record. Gene Ontology annotation, molecular function: glutamine-tRNA ligase activity; ATP binding. NCBI's taxonomy places the organism in Eukaryota, Fungi, Ascomycota, Dipodascomycetes, Dipodascales, Trichomonascaceae. Bases 1 to 2487 code for a protein of 828 amino acids.